Messenger RNA from Trifolium pratense (red clover), 1236 nucleotides. RefSeq names its product AP2-like ethylene-responsive transcription factor At1g16060. Gene Ontology annotation, biological process: regulation of DNA-templated transcription. The transcript has 8 exons. Gene Ontology annotation, molecular function: DNA binding; DNA-binding transcription factor activity. The coding region runs from base 1 to 1056 and encodes 351 amino acids. NCBI's taxonomy places the organism in Eukaryota, Viridiplantae, Streptophyta, Magnoliopsida, Fabales, Fabaceae. The record is from RefSeq and is a predicted model, not a curated record.
AUGGCAAAACUAUCAAAACAACAAACUCAGAAAAACAAUAAUGCAAAUAGCAGUGUUAAUAAUACCAAAGUGAAAAGAACAAGGAGAAGUGUCCCUAGAGAUUCCCCAAUUCAACGCAGCUCAAUAUACAGAGGAGUCACUAGGCACAGAUGGACAGGUCGAUAUGAAGCUCAUUUGUGGGACAAAAAUUGUUGGAAUGAAUCCCAAAACAAGAAAGGACGACAAGUCUACCUUGGGGCUUAUGAUGAUGAAGAGGCGGCAGCACAUGCUUAUGAUCUAGCUGCAUUGAAAUAUUGGGGUCCAGAUACCAUUCUUAACUUCCCGUUAUGUACCUACCAGAAUCAAUUGAGAGAAAUGGAGGAUCAGUCAAGGGAGGAGUAUAUUGGAUCGCUAAGGAGGAAAAGUAGCGGUUUUUCUCGAGGAGUUUCUAAAUACCGAGGUGUAGCAAGACACCAUCACAAUGGAAGGUGGGAGGCUCGUAUUGGCAGGGUAUUUGGCAACAAAUAUCUUUAUCUUGGAACAUAUGCUACACAAGAAGAAGCAGCCACCGCAUACGAUAUGGCAGCUAUUGAAUAUCGUGGACUCAAUGCUGUUACCAAUUUUGACCUUAGCCGUUAUAUUAAGUGGCUUAAACCUAAUCAUCAUAACAAUAACAACGAAAAUAACACCAAACUUAUUCAUAAUUCUAAUCCAACAAUCUGUGACACAAAUGAAGAACAAAGACUUAACUUGUUUCACACUCAAAACGAGUCAUUUGGAACUGAAGAAAAAGAAGCAAUAACAACAAUAACACAGCCUCGUCCAAGUGGCGGCGCCACGUCAGCAUUAGGUCUUUUGCUUCAAUCUUCAAAGUUUAGGGAGAUGAUGGAAAUGACAAGUAGUACUGCUGCUGCUGAUGAUUUGUCCACAACACCACAAAAGUCAUACACAUUUCCUGAUGACAUUCAAACAUACUUUGAGUGUAGUGAUGAUCAUAAUUCUUCUUCCACUAAAUAUGGAGAAGGGGAUAUUGAUUUCUUCAAUGACUUGAACUUCAAUGGGUUCCACUUUGCUUGAAGGUUUUUAGUGCUUCAAUUUCAACAAGAUACAAAAAAGACUCAAGUUAAUUAGUAAUUUAUUUUGUUGAUUUUUUUCAUUGAUUAUUUAUAACCUAGAAUUAUUUUCCAGUUGUGUAUAUGGAAAAUUUAAUUGCCGAAAAAAAGUGGCAAAUUGUUUAAUUUAUUUGUUAUAUUUGUA